Pezoporus occidentalis (night parrot) is the source of this 4521-nucleotide messenger RNA. RefSeq names its product mastermind like domain containing 1 (gene MAMLD1). Gene Ontology annotation, cellular component: nuclear body. The record is from RefSeq and is a predicted model, not a curated record. The transcript has 5 exons. Gene Ontology annotation, biological process: regulation of transcription by RNA polymerase II. NCBI's taxonomy places the organism in Eukaryota, Metazoa, Chordata, Aves, Psittaciformes, Psittacidae. Bases 348 to 3365 code for a protein of 1005 amino acids.
AGUUUCUGAAGAACGUGUUACUUCCCCUUUAAACUCGGAGCCGGUCGUGUGUGUGUAUGUGUGUGAGUGUGAGUGUGUGUCUCCUCCUCUUUGAGUGACACAGCACUUAGAUAUGCCUAUCAGUAACUUAAACCCCACAAACUCCACCUUCUAAGUGAGGAAGCUGUGGGUUGAUGGAAAUGUAGUGAGCAGAUUGAGACAGACAGUGAAUCAUUAGCAAACUGCAACGCCAGGAUGAACUUGUCUGGAACCUAAAAGGAGAAAACAGCCGGAGAGUCCUUCGCGGUGCUGGUUUUUGCUCAAUACAGCCAAAGUGGAUCUAAAAGCCGGUUGAUCCCCAGUCCAAGAUGCUGCUGGUUUCCCAGCGGGUAGAAGCACCACGUAUGGAGCCUCAUAUUCCAUUACAGGGAUCCAUUAAAAGGAAACUGGAAGAUGACAGCUCUCCUGCCUCCAGCAGUGUGCCUGAUGUCAUUUUCCCAAAUGACAGUAAAAGACUUUGUCUUGAUGAUGUAAACCUUGCCAUGGGCCAAGGUGCCAAUCCGAAUGUGGCGUGUCCAGAAAUGCAAAGUUCUUCAUUCUCCACUGGUCACAGUGCUUCCUCCCUGGGAGUCGCAGGUCAUCCAGUGCUCCUCGAAAACAAUCACAUAAAUGGUGGUGGCAUUAGUUCCCCAUUUUCAGUGCCACCCAACACCGAAAUAAAUCAGAAGGGAUCAAUAGGAGCGCAAAACAAUAACAUUGUCCACUAUGAUGAGAAAGGAAACAGCUUGCAGUCUGUGGACCAAGAGCUGCAAGAUCUAUUGGAAGAGCUGACAAAAAUGCCUGAUCCUUCUCCCAAUGACCUGGACCUGGAGAAGAUUUUGUGCAGCAAGGCUGAAGAGCCACUUGGGCUGAAUCAUUCUCAACCAAGCAUAAGUACCACUCCAAAGUCCUCCCCACAGACCUCCCACUUGGAGAACCAUGUUGCUAACAAAGAUUUUUCUCCGGGUUGCAAUCCGACCAGUGGAGGAUCUCCUCAGAUGAGACCAUCAUCUGCUGGAGCCAACUUCCAAGUUCCUUCUUCAAACAAACCUGUUGCAUCGCCCAUCUCUACAGCAGCUCAGAGCAAGAACCAGCCACCACCUAUGCUUCCAGUACCCUUACCCAACCUACCUGGCUCCAACUGGCAUGCUCAGCAGCUAAAGCAGCUGGCAGCUAGCAAGCAGGUGUCUACUACUAAGCAACAAGUACAGCCUCCUAGCUGGCCAACUAUGUCUCCUCCUGGUCUCUCUCCACCUUACAGGGCAGGAUCCUCCCCACACCAUCAACCUUUCAGUCCUCAAAAUGUAAUGGUGUCUGGCAUGCCUGCUAAUAAUCUACAAGGAAACAGCAUUCAGAGUCCUCAAAACACCCUGCUUUCAAGCAUGACUUCCAGCAGCACCCCAUCCAGUGGCCCCUCUCCUCCCUAUGGGUCUGAAAAGCUCUCCAGCCCGGCUCUGAACCAGCAGCCCUUCAGCCCACAGAGCUCCAUGCUGCCCACCCUGACAGCAGCCAGCUUACCAGCCAACAAUAUUAAAAGUCCACAGAACAACUUGGUUGCCAGCAUGGCCUCCACAAAUACUGGACCUUCUCCACCAUACAGGCCAGAAAAACUGUCAAGCCCAGCUCUCCAUCAGCAGCCCUUCAGUCCCCAAGGUACAUUAAUCUCUAACAUCACUCCCACCAGCAACCCCACGAACAUGCAGAGCUCACUUUUUAAAUCAAUGACUACAAACCAGUCCAAAAAUAUGAACAUAAUUAUGCAACAGCCAUCCACUACCUUGCAGCCAGGUCUGGUGGCUGACAGCCCUGUUAGCCAAGACCAGUUUUCUUUCAAUAACACCAAACCACUGUCUCACUUUGCCUCAGAGUCAGCUACUCAAAAGAUACCACCUCUGACAGCAGGACAAGGGCAGCAGUCCCUCAUUCACUAUCUCCAGCAGCAACAGCCGCAGCAGCAGCAGCCAUCUCCAGCUGCACAGCCACCCCAGCAGACUAACAACAGCCAGUUUCUGCAGCAGCAGUUUCGGCAGCUGAUGCAGCCACAUCGGAUGCAGAGGCACAUGCAGCCUGCCACGUUGCCAUCCCAGAGCAGACAGGAUCAAAAUCCAGGAAUUGUUGCCAGACUUCAGGAGCCGGGCUCCAUCCCAAGCGGAGGCUCUGUGCCGGCACCAGCCACGGUGAAUGGGUACACGAUGAGGAACCAUUUACUGAAGCAGCAAAUAAUGAAACGACAGCUGAUGCAGGAAAAGCAGAGACAAAAUAUGCUGGGAGGAACAUCUGAGCAGAGGAGUUUAUUUGCAGCUCAGCAGAUAAAUCAGUUUCAAGCUGUGCAGCAGCCCAUUCCCACUGACUGCAGCCAGGUGAUGCCAGCUCCUCCGCCCAACCACCGCAUGCUGCCAUCUAACCCAGCCAUGCUCCAGAGCACCUUGGGCUCUGGCAUGGCCCCAGCCACCGCCAGCCAGAGCAGCGGGACAAUGGUGAUGAUUCCACACAACCCUGGCAAGCAGCAGGGGAUUUUUCCACCUAAUUCUGACUUUAACAUCCCACUGCGGCCGAGCCAGAACUCACUGGGCAUGAACUCGGGUUGUCAAACAGUACACAACCACUCUGCUGUGCGGCCAGGAAUGCCGAUGGCAGGUUUCAGUUCUGGUUCCUUAGCAAAUCACUCUGCAACUCAGCAACACUUGAGGCAGCCGGGUAUGCCAAGGGUCCCUAACGUCUACCCCAACUCAUCUGCCCAGAUGUGGACACCGACCACUGUGCCAAGAAUGCCAAAUCAAAGCCAAAUGGAUACCAGCAUGCAGCAGUUCUCCAGUAACACUCUCUUUUCCAAACAGAACGUGAGGCCAAGCGCAGCGGGUCAGCAGUUCUCCCAGCAGGCUGUAGUGCCACCUAAUCAGAUCGCUCCCAGCGUCCAGGUCAGACACAUGCAAAAACUGAGCAUGGGCCAGCCUGGCCAGGGCUUGAGCUCAAUGAGUAAUCAGACCUUGAGACACAAUUUAACCAGAGGACCGCUGCCAGCUAUGAAUGUUAUGAAAUCAAUGCCACAAGGAGUGUCUAGUUUUAACCAGCUCAAUCCUGCCCCGGGCCUUGGCCCAGCAAGCUACUCUUCCUCAGGCCAGCCACCCGAUGCCUUCAACAGGCUGAGUGCUACCGCCGAGCUGCCACAGUACGACUUUGUGUCUCAGCACAGCAACUCCAUCAUGCCCACCAACUGCAGUGACACUGACUUCCUUGACUCUCUCAUGAAGAACAGCAGCAGCAGCAAUGAUGAAGAGUGGUUGAACAAUCUGACAAUGAUAGAUGACAUUUUGGGACAGCACUCUCAAAGCUCUGGACAUGUUUAGCUCGGAGAAGAGCAGUCUCUUUGUAAAUAACAUACGUAUGGCUUUUGAACAGAAUAGACAGCCUGGGAAAGCCAGCGCCUCUUUCAAUACAAAAUGAAUAGACUCAGCCAAUUCUUUGCCUGCAUCAAAGUUUAAUGUUGGCAGUUUUUCAGAUGACUGUAUAUAUUUGAAUAUUUUGUAAAUUAUGUUUUCCUAAACCUUAAAUGUAGAAGUAUUUAUACUUCUUUGCUGGACUCUUUGUAAAUAAAUCUAUAGCGUAACUUUUGAUUUUAUUAUAGGGAUUUCAUUAUACCUUGUUAUAAAUAUGCAAAUAAUAUUGUUAGUUUCAGUAAUACUGUGUAUUACAGCAUAAACUUAUGUUUUUGACAUAACUUAACACAUGAACUAGGGGUGUCAUUGCAGCCAGACUAAGCAGAAAUCAAACGUGGCAUCUGUUCUCCCAUAUCACGAGGAAAGAUUGAAAAGUUGCAUUAAAGAACACAUAAAAUCCAUAAGAAGAGACUCAUAGCUCAGGCUUGCAGCCCAGUCCUGGUAUGUAGGUCCUAUCUGGGCUCCCAGUGCAUUGCCUGCAGAGAUCCUGGACACGUUAUCAGCUCAAUACACUCCAGUAGGUCAAUCUGACGCUGACAACGUGCUGUCAUUGUCCUGCAGUGAGUGUGUGCUUGUGAUGUUCCCGCUGCUGAAAGGUGUGUGCACGCAUGGCGAGGAGGUACUGUGCUCCAAGGUGGGCUAUACCGGAGAGGAGGCACAGGGCAGGCACUGUCUGCCCUCCCUGGUGGAAAGGUAGCUCUGGUUUGCACACCUCUGCCAUGUAUAUUUGUAGUGUACAGGUGAUUUGUUCCUGGUUUUAAGGCUUUUCAUAAUUUCUGUUUUAAUGUGAGACUUCUCUUUUUUUUUUUUUCAGAGGAAAAGUCUAUAAACAUUAAUAGUUAAUUUUUGAUGUUUUUUCAGUCAGCUACUAUUGUCCUAUGUAUAUUUAAGAGUCCGUUUAUAAAAGAUUCACUGUACUGUAAACUUCUUAAAAUGACUUUGUGUAAUCAUAUUUUAAUAGUCACAUCAUACUUCGCAAUACAUUUGUAAUAUUACGUCAGCUUCAAGCACAGAAUGUUUUUUUUUCUUCAUACCAUAAUAAACUGCCAGGGGAAAAUUGCAUAUA